Physella acuta is the source of this 4044-nucleotide messenger RNA. RefSeq names its product POU domain, class 3, transcription factor 1-like. Lineage: Eukaryota; Metazoa; Mollusca; Gastropoda; Physidae. Gene Ontology annotation, biological process: regulation of transcription by RNA polymerase II. Gene Ontology annotation, molecular function: DNA-binding transcription factor activity, RNA polymerase II-specific; RNA polymerase II cis-regulatory region sequence-specific DNA binding. The record is from RefSeq and is a predicted model, not a curated record.
CAUGAAUAAGGCAGACUAACAGUCGGAUUUUGCAAGUCUGAUUUGCACUAGCUAUUGUGAAGUGUACACAUUUGGCCAGUCUGACCGCUUGUGACUAUUUGUGUGUGUCUUACGGCCUGAAAGUAGAUUAGUCAGAAUUCUAAUUCUGUGGACUUCUCAAUUUUUUCUGUGUGUUUAAGAAACGGAUUUGCUUAGACUCGAGCUUGUUUAUGCGAAUUUGAAAUCGUACUACAAGGUAAUACAUUUUAGAUCUUCGUCAUUUUUUUUUUAUAUUCAACUUGACCUGUGUGGAAAACUUAGAAUUUAUUUCGGUCAAGAGCAAAGUUUUUCAUGAAUGCUACCGCCAGCGUGAAGCGCAGGUUAGCCUAGCUUUCAAUAUUGCUGUCCAACUUUCACCAUAGCUGUGGAUUGCUACAGUAUGGCGGCACCUAGCGCAUCCCUCUACUUGCCAUCUAGUGUGCCGUCGUCACUCAACACGGGUCAACCCAUGACCCACGGGAUGCAUGUUUCCAACCAGCAGUACUCACCGCAUAGGGAUAUGCCGGAGAUGAAGUACAUCCCUGCCCAGCCGCACCAAAACGGCCACAACAUCCACGGCGGGCAGCACCACAACCCCUGGCUGAGUCACAGUCCGCACGGGGACACCGGACACUGGUCAACCAUGGGGCACUUACACCACCAGGAGAUGAAGGUCAGUUCUGUCAACAACAUGGACGGUCACGGCGGCACCCUGCACCACCGGCCCACACACCAUCAGAUGCAGGUGGCGCAGCAGCACUGGCAGAUGCCGCCCCUGCAGAACUUACAGUCCCUUCAGAACCCCGGGCACAUGCAGCACCAGGGCUACCCCAUGUCCAUGAACGGCAUGAUGUCCCCGGGGCACCAGAUGCACCACGUCCUGCGGGACCCCGACCACGACCUUGACCCACACCCGCCGUCCGACGAAGACGCCCCCACCUCCGACGACCUCGAAGCUUUCGCAAAACAAUUCAAACAACGCCGCAUCAAGCUCGGCUUCACGCAAGCGGAUGUCGGUCUGGCGUUGGGGACGCUGUACGGCAACGUGUUUAGUCAGACGACGAUCUGCAGGUUCGAAGCCCUGCAGCUCAGCUUCAAAAACAUGUGUAAACUGAAGCCGCUUCUACAGAAGUGGUUGGAGGAGGCCGACUCGACGACAGGGUCGCCCACAAACAUUGAUAAGAUCGCAGCUCAAGGCAGAAAGAGGAAGAAGAGGACCAGCAUUGAGGUGACGGUAAAAGGCGCGUUAGAAAGUCACUUUAUGAAAUGCCCGAAGCCGUCUGCCCCGGAGAUCACCCACCUGGCCGACCAGCUACAGCUGGAGAAGGAGGUCGUGAGGGUGUGGUUCUGCAACCGCCGGCAGAAGGAGAAGCGGAUGACACCCCCGGGGAACAUCGGACCCAACGGGGAGAUCAUCAUGCCCGAGGGUAACGACGACUCGUCCCUGAACGACGGCAGCCCCCUCCACGACUCCUGCAGCCCGAUACACAGCAGCGGGGGCGGCGGAGGCGGCUCCCCGGUCAUGCAGAGCUACAGCAGCUCCCUGACGCCCCACUCGAUGAACCACCCCGGGUCGUCGCCCAUGUCUCAGGUCUCCUCGUUACUCUCCUACUCCAUGGGCGGGCACCCGCACCACCCCCAGCACCACCCCGGCUCCCACUCGCCUCCACCCGCCGUGCCACACCACUACCAGCUCCAGCAACAGCAGCAUUCUCUGGGAAUGAAACAUUCGCCGCCGUCGCACUGACUAGCGGCCGAGGAGUCACAUCACCAUCACCGGUAUGUGGACUCCUACAGUGGAGCACACCACGCUGAAGACUAUUCCCCGUACUCGCCACGGUAAAACGACUCUGUACCUUCUACCCGAGAGUUUUCACCUGAACUAUUCCCCGCACACCUCUGGUCCCCAGCCCUGGUCCAGCACCACAGACCUACCGGUGCUCUGUUCCAGCUUGAACUUGUUCCCUAGACAGGAUGUCUUUACAUACGAUACAUAUUCGUGGAUUCCCUGCAGGACUUGUUGAGGACACUCCAGGACACUCCAGGACACAGUUAGCCUUAACGCAGGUAUCAACACACCCCCAUGUGUGUAAGUAACAUGCACUCAUUUAAAUAAUUAAUUAUAAUUAAGGCUAAUCUUGUUUACGUAUCAUAAUGCAGGAUCACUGCGUUUUUAAUUUAAAUUUCUCGAUGAAAUAAUUUCUCUAGGAUAUACACAAUUUAACACCAUUUUAUUGUUAAGUCGGAACGUGUUUCCAUUUUUAAAUAUGCACUCAAACUAAAACGACGCAAGGUUUUUAUAUUCUUGUACAAACAUCUUAAAUAUUUUUAAUUUUAGCACCGCAAAAAAAAAUAUUACCCGAUAAAUGAGAUGCCCGUAUGUUCUGGGGAUAUGACGGGAAACUUUACUAGUAACCUGACCCGUCUACAACCAGGGUGUAGGGGGUUUUCUAAAGGUAGAUACGCGGUGCCGGCGACCCAACAGGAUUAGGAAAUGAAAAAGACUUUUCAUCCCUGUAAGGUGCCGUGUCUGUGAAGCCGACGCAGUAUCACGGCUGGCAUCUUUUCGACCUGAUGCCUCAGCUAAAUGUGGAGCCAUCUAUUUUUUUUCUCCGUGUUCCCCCCGGAAAAAUGGCGUUAAACCCCGGAUAAUAACAUGUUAAACCCACAGCUAAACCCCGAGUAAUCGCACGUUGAGCCGAGGAAGACCGAAGAGUUACGAUAGUCAUCUUGUUUUUAUUUAAAUAUUUAAAAUAAAAGUACAAACGGAUUUCAUUCUUGUAUACAAUCAGACUGACGAACUAGAUGGAAAUUUUUUUUAUUCCGGGUAAAUUUUUUUUUUACUCGUGAUUAAAAAAAUUUUAAUUAAAAAAAAAUUAAAUUAUUCACUAAGCUAUGUGAUCCUGCAUACACCUUAAGCCGGCUGCCGGAGCCGGCUGCUUGAGCCGUCUGACCCGGCUCAAAAACUAGGCUCAAUUUUCCGAGAUUGCUGUUUUCAAUGUUUCUCUUAUGUGAUUCAUGCUGCUAAUGUAAGACAGUGGGUGACGUCUCUGUUACCAUUGGUCAAAUCAAGUCAUGUGAUCUUGCUAUAAAUAACUCAAAACAUUUUGGAGAGAACCACAAAAAGGCUGUCUCACUUUUAAAAAAAAAUAAAAUGUAUUUGCAGGUGAAUGUAUGCAUGUGUGAUGUGUGUUGAGUGAAUGUGUGAUCGCGGCGUGUAUUUGAGUGUGUAAUGUGAGUUUGCACAAUGUGCUAGACUUAUUUACCUAACCUAAAUUUGAAACCUAACCCAACAUUAAUAAACAAACACAAUAUUUUUAUUUAGAUCAAUAUUUUAUUUUUAUUUUUAAACCCAUGUUCCACUACAAUUUAUUAAAAAAAACAACCACGAAUUCAUUACAAAAUACCCCUUUUUAUAUAAUAAAAGUUGUAAAGUUGUUUAAAAUAACUUAUUUACAAAGUUAUCUUUCAUUCAAAUUAAUUUUUUUAAAAUUUAAACAAAAUGCAAUUAUUUAGUUAGCCAAUAUCCUACACACAUGUCAAUUAUUUUUUUAUGUAACAUGAAAUAAAAAACAAAUCACCAGUUUUUUAAAGAAAAAAUGUGAAUACGGCCAAUGAAAUGAAACUAUUAAUGUUGGCAUAUAGAGUUGAGUAGUCACCGUAGCUUACGUUUAUUUCUCCCAAUUCAGUGCAUGUCGAUUUGUAGGAAAUAAAUUAAACACGAACACCGAGCCAAUCACCAUUGAUUUGAUCCUAACCCGCGGGACAGUCGGCUGAAAAACAAAUGGCGUUGAUUUACUAUAAAACCUAGCGCCAUCUUGCAGUUAGACGUUGAUACCAUUUCAUCAGCGCGCGUGGGACGGGGGGUGAUGACGUUAAUUACCUUGUGCCUGGGCCACCCUCUGUGUGUAACUGUCUGCUUAUGUUACAUAGGGAACGUCUUUAUAUGUAACUUUUUACAUGAUUGUUUACGGGCUUUGUGUGGUACAUUUGGAUGGGGGGCUGGGGUGGGUAGGUGUACAAUUU